Cydia fagiglandana is the source of this 1227-nucleotide messenger RNA. RefSeq names its product serine proteinase stubble. Gene Ontology annotation, molecular function: serine-type endopeptidase activity. The annotation marks the transcript as partial. Gene Ontology annotation, biological process: proteolysis. The transcript has 8 exons. The record is from RefSeq and is a predicted model, not a curated record. NCBI's taxonomy places the organism in Eukaryota, Metazoa, Arthropoda, Insecta, Lepidoptera, Tortricidae.
AGAUUUCGAAAUGAGAAUAGAGAAUGUAAGAAACGGAACGUUUUGGAGUUUCCAAGAUGGCGGACGAAAAUAAAAUGGCGGCUGAGCUCGAGGAUGCUGAUUCCGCUGAUGAUUUUGAACGUCACUGGACGGGCGGGAGCUGUUGAGUCUCUCACCAGCCGCAUGAUCUCUCUCCUCGGCUACCCCGCUUCAUGCAGUGUGGGCGGUGAAGCCCGACCAUGCACUCUAGCUCUGACGUGUUGGCUGCGAGGCGGCGCGCGCGCUCGCGGCUGCGGCGGCGGCUGGCUGCUGACGUGCUGCGUCAGGGAGAAAGAAAGUUCCAGCAUGACGUCAUCAGAAUGGCGCUACAAGGCGCCGCCGCGCCUGCGAGUGCCGCAGCGCAGUGUGGUCCCCAACAAUGUUUUUCGGAGAAGGGUAGACGACGAUAGCACUCAGUUGGACUGCGGUCUUCCCUCCACCCGUAUUCUGCAGAAGAGGAUCAUAGGCGGACGAGAGGCGAGGUUCGCCGAAUUCCCGUGGCAAGCACAUGUCAGAAUCUCCGAAUUCCAGUGUGGAGGUGUUUUAGUGUCUCAUUGGUUCGUGGCGACAGCAGCUCACUGCGUGUCGCGAGCGCAUCCGAGAGACAUCGCGGUGUGGCUUGGGGCCUUGGACACCACUGCUGGAUCCAAUACUGCCAGGAAAGUCGGGGUCAUCCAAAAAAUCCUCCACCCGCUCUUCCAAUUCCGUAUGACGCAGCCAGAUCGCUACGACAUCGCUUUGCUCAAGCUCUCUCGACCAAUCGCCUAUGCCAGCCACAUACUACCUAUCUGUCUGCCAGAAGCUACCUUAGAGUUGAGGGGGAAGAAUGGAGUCAUCGCUGGAUGGGGCAAGACGGAUACCAGUAAUGGACAUACGGGGACAAAUCUGCUUAGAUCGGCUACUGUUCCUAUAUUGAGUACAGAGCAGUGCAUCAACUGGCACCAACGCAAGCAGAUCACAGUUGAGAUCCAUUCAGAGAUGAUCUGCGCGGGACACUCGGACGGUCACCAGGACGCCUGCUUAGGUGACUCAGGCGGUCCCCUCAUAGUCCUGGACAGCGGGAGGUACUAUCUGGCCGGCAUCACGUCAGCAGGGUUCGGGUGCGGAGUGGACCACCAGCCCGGGAUUUACCACAAUGUGCAGUUCACUGCCAACUGGCUUAGAAGCAUCAUCAGCCCCAACACCAACACCAACUAUAUUGACUUCUGA